GAAAAGGGAUAAAUGCCAAGUUCUGAUCUACAGCAGCCACCCGUCGUUCGUCCUCAGUGCAGGGCAACAGGACUUUGGGCUCAAAAUGGUGGCAGCAGCCAUGUUGUUACAGUGCUGCCCAGUGUAUGUCCGGGGCCACACAGGCCUCCUGGGCAAGGUAAUUAAGGCUCACCAGUUCCUGUUUGGUAUUGGAGGCUGUCCCAUCCUGGCUACCCAACGACCAACUUUUUCUCACAUUCAUUUAAAGUCAACUAAGUCUGGAGGAGACUCUCCAUCUUGGGCUAACAGUCAGUGUCCAUUCAUGCUAUCAGAACUCCAGGAUGGGAAGAGCAAGAUUGUGCAGAAGGCAGCUCCUGAAGUACAGGAGGAUGUGAAGACUUUCAAGACAGGAAAAAAUGUCUUUGGUUAUGAACAGUUUUUCAGGGACAAGAUCGCAGAGAAGAAGCAAGACCACACCUACCGUGUGUUCAAGACCGUAAACCGCUGGGCUCAUGCAUACCCCUUUGCUCAACACUUCUCUGAGGCAUUUGUGACCUCAAAGGAUGUGUCUGUUUGGUGCAGUAAUGACUAUCUGGGCAUGAGUCGGCACCCACGGGUCUUACAGGCCACACAGGAGACCCUGCAGCGUCAUGGAGCUGGAGCUGGUGGUACCCGCAACAUCUCAGGUACCAGCAAGUUUCAUGUGGAGUUAGAGCAGGAGCUAGCUGAGCUGCACCAGAAAGACUCAGCCCUGCUCUUCUCCUCCUGCUUUGUGGCCAAUGACUCUACUCUUUUCACCUUAGCAAAAAUCCUGCCAGGGUGUGAGAUUUACUCAGAUGCAGGCAACCAUGCUUCAAUGAUCCAAGGUAUCCGCAACAGUGGAGCUGUCAAGUUUGUCUUCAGGCACAAUGAUCCUGACCACCUGAAGAAACUGCUAAUGAAGUCUAAUCCUAAGACACCCAAAAUUGUGGCCUUUGAGACUGUUCACUCCAUGGAUGGUGCCAUCUGUCCCCUCGAAGAGUUAUGUGAUGUGGCCCACCAAUAUGGUGCUCUGACAUUUGUGGAUGAGGUUCAUGCUGUAGGACUGUAUGGGUUCCGAGGAGCUGGGAUUGGGGAGCGUGAUGGAAUUAUGCACAAGAUUGACAUCAUCUCUGGAACUCUUGGCAAGGCCUUUGGCUGUGUAGGUGGCUAUAUUGCCAGCACCCGUGACUUGGUGGACAUGGUGCGCUCCUAUGCGGCCGGCUUCAUCUUUACUACUUCACUGCCCCCCAUGGUGCUCUCUGGGGCUCUGGAAUCUGUGCGGCUCCUCAAGGGAAAGGAGGGUCAAGCCCUGAGGCGGGCCCACCAGCGCAAUGUGAAGCACAUGCGUCAGCUACUAAUGGACAAAGGCUUUCCUGUUAUCCCCUGCCCAAGUCACAUCAUUCCCAUCCGGGUGGGUGAUGCAGCACUGAACAGUAAGGUCUGUGAUCUCCUGCUUUCCAAACAUGACAUCUAUGUGCAGGCCAUCAACUACCCAACUGUUCCCCGGGGUGAGGAGCUGUUGCGUCUAGCACCCUCCCCCCACCACAGUCCUCAGAUGAUGGAAGACUUUGUGGAGAAGCUGCUGGUAAUCUGGUCUGAGGUGGGGCUACCUCUCCAGGAUGUGUCCGUGGCUGCCUGCAAUUUCUGUCGCCGUCCUGUGCACUUCGAGCUCAUGAGUGAAUGGGAACGUUCCUAUUUUGGGAACAUGGGACCUCAGUAUGUUACCACCUAUGCUUGAGAAGUCAACUGCCUCAGAUCCCCACCCCAAUAGCCCUUCACUUGGGGCUGGACCUCCUCCUGUCCUCUGCUUUGUUGUGUGCCUCUAGCUGACUUGAAUCUGAAAAUAAA
This is a messenger RNA of Talpa occidentalis (Iberian mole), 1848 nucleotides long. RefSeq names its product 5'-aminolevulinate synthase 2 (gene ALAS2). NCBI's taxonomy places the organism in Eukaryota, Metazoa, Chordata, Mammalia, Eulipotyphla, Talpidae. Bases 86 to 1738 code for a protein of 550 amino acids. The transcript is spliced from 10 exons. Gene Ontology annotation, cellular component: mitochondrial matrix; mitochondrion. Gene Ontology annotation, biological process: erythrocyte development; hemoglobin biosynthetic process; heme biosynthetic process. Gene Ontology annotation, molecular function: pyridoxal phosphate binding; 5-aminolevulinate synthase activity. The record is from RefSeq and is a predicted model, not a curated record.